AUGUGUGGCAUUUGUUGUGCAGUAAGCUUUUCUGUUGAGCAUUUCAACAAAGAUUUGAAAGAGGAUUUACUGUGUAAUCUUAAACGGCGGGGACCCAAUAGUAGUAAACAGUUGUUAAAGUCUAAUAUUAACUACCAGUGUUUAUUUUCUGGUCAUGUCCUUCACUUAAGAGGUGUGUUGACUGCCCAGCCUGUUGAAGAUGAAAGAGGCAAUGUAUUCCUGUGGAAUGGAGAAGUCUUUAGUGGAAUAAAGGUUGAAGCUGAAGAGAAUGAUACCCAAAUAAUGCUUAAUUAUCUUUCCUCUUGUAAGAAUGAAUCUGAUAUUUUGUCACUCUUCUCAAAAGUCCAGGGUCCUUGGUCUUUUAUAUAUUAUCAAGCAUCUAGUCAUUCUUUGUGGUUUGGUAGGGAUUUUUUUGGUCGUCGUAGCUUGCUUUGGCAUUUUAGUAGUUUGGGCAAGAGUUUCUGCCUCUCUUCAAUCGGUGCCCAAACAUCUGGAGUGGCCAAUCAGUGGCAAGAAGUUCCAGCAUCUGGAAUUUUCAGAAUUGAUCUAAAGUCUACUUCCAUUUCCAAAUCUGUUGUUUUAAAAUUGUAUCCUUGGAAAUAUAACUCUAGGGAGGAUGUUAUCAAAGAAUGUGUUAAUAGCCUAACUCAAAUUUCAGCAGAUUUGCCAACAUUUGUAUCAGUGGCAGCAAAUGAAGCCAAACUGUAUCUUAAAGAACCUGUUGUCCCUUUAAAUAUGAUUUUGCCACAAGCCGCAUUUGAGAUCCAUUGCAGUAGCAUUUCCAGCGUCCCACCAUCAAGAGAGACCCUUCAGGUCUUUCUUACUGAUGGACACAUGAAGAAAGUAGUUCAGCAGUUCAUUGAUGUCCUGAGUGUCGCAGUCAAGAGACGUGUCUUGUGUUUACCUAGGGAUGAAAAACUGACACAAAGUGAAGUUUUGAAUACUAGUAAUAGGAAAGCAAAUGUUGCAAUCCUGUUUUCUGGGGGAAUUGAUUCCAUGGUUAUCGCAGCGCUUGCUGACCGUCAUAUUCCUUUAGAUGAACCAAUUGAUCUUCUUAAUGUGGCUUUCAUGACUAAAGAAAAGACCGUACCAGCUGGUUUUAACAAAAAAGGGAGAAAAGAGAAAAAUAAUUGUGAAAAACGCGCUGAAGAAUCCUCUAAAAAUGUCAGUGCUGCUGCUGCUGCUAAUCCUGGUGAGCAAUUCAAUGUACCAGAUCGAAUCACAGGAAGAGCAGGGCUAAAGGAACUACAAGCUGCCAACCCUUCCCGGAUUUGGAAUUUUGUUGAAAUUAAUGUUUCUCUGGAAGAACUGCAAAGAUUAAGACGAACUCGAAUAUCCCACUUAAUUCAGCCCUUGGAUACAGUGUUGGAUGACAGCAUUGGCUGUGCAGUCUGGUUUGCUUCUGGAGGAGUUGGUUGGUUAGUGACCCAAGAUGAAGCAAAACCAUAUCAGAGUAGUGCAAAGGUAGUUCUUACUGGAAUUGGUGCAGAUGAGCAGCUCGCAGGUUAUUCUCGUCAUCGUGUCCGCUUCCAGACACACGGGCUGGAAGGACUGAAUAAGGAAAUCGAGAUGGAACUGGGUCGAAUUUCUUCUAGAAAUCUUGGUCGUGAUGACAGAGUUAUUGGUGAUCAUGGAAAAGAAGCAAGAUUUCCUUUCCUGGAUGAAAAUGUUGUCUCCUUUCUAAAUUCCCUACCGGUUUGGGAAAAGGCAAACUUGACUUUAUCCCGUGGAAUUGGUGAAAAACUAAUUUUGCGUCUUGCGGCAGUGGAACUUGGUCUAACAACCUCUGCUCUUCUGCCGAAACGGGCCAUGCAAUUUGGAUCCAGAAUUGCAAAAAUGGAAAAGAAUAAUGAAAAAGCAUCUGAUAAAUGUGGAAGGCUCCAAGUCAUUUCCUUAGAAAACCUUUCUAUUGAAAAAGAGAUCAAAAUGUAAUAUUUCACAGUGUAACAGCAUUUGCUGAAUGAUGAUUUAAAAAAAUACUCUGCUGCUUUAUUAUUGUAUAAUGUUGCUGUAAAAUUCAUUAUGUGAAUUUUUACUUUGUAGUGUAAUACAACCAAUUUAAUCAAAUUGAUACUCCAGAGAAAGAGAUUAUACUUGAAAGAACAACCUGGAUAUUUUAAACUGUGGUAUUAACAUUGUUUUGAACUCUUACAUGGUAAUUUCCCACCAGCAACACUAAAAGAAGGCAGCUUUUAUUGACUCUUCAUGGUAGCUAUAUCCAGAAAUAACUCAGUUUGUUACUGUUGUUAUUUAACAGGUAAGAGAACUAAGGUUUAGAGAAGCUAAACAAUUUGCUUGAGGUUCACACUCCUGAGAGACAGGUGGUACAUCUCUUUAGGCAGCUCACUGUUCUGCUCUGAGAACUUCUGAAGACUAUUUUAAAUAUUCUCCUGUCCCACAGAUCUCUAACCUCCCUAUCUUUUCCCCAUUCUCAGCUCACGACCUCAGCUUUUCGCAGAGAAAUCAAAGUCAUCUAGCUAAGAACUGCUCAGCUUUCCAACACCAAAAGUUCUAACUUACCUGUGUGUGCACUCAUCCUUUUCUUCCUUCUUGGCUUUAGAAAGAGAAAUAUAUGCAUCCAUCCAUCAAAAAGGCUGUGCCUCCACCUCUUCUUUGUAUCCCAACCCUUCCUGCCUUUCAGGAACCUUACACUCGUCUCUCUAUUAUCUUCAGCCUCUUCUCUAUAGUGUCCUUCGUAUAAUCAUUUAAAACGUUCUAGUCUGUACCAAUUUAAAAUGCACAUCCCUGGUCCUAUGUCUUUCUGUACGUACCGUCUCUCGCCUCCCACCCACACUCAUCCUUUCCACCUUUCCACCUCGUCGCUCACCUUCACUCCAACCUGACAUCCACCCACAGUAUUCAGUCAUAACCACCAUAACACAAGGUCACAUUUGGGAUCUAUCCCCAAUUAGGGCUGACACCCUUUCUGGAUCUGGACAUACUUUGAUUCUUUUAAUUAUAGUGGGAAAGAAAUUUUAGGAAUUUACAUACAUUGCUCAUACUUCGUAAGUGCAAACAUGCAGCUCUCUUAAAGAAGGCAGUGACUUUUUGACGUCUCUUGAUCUGGGAGAGCAAUCACAAAUUUAUUAAUAUUCACUACCUUCACAGCAGCUAAGAUAGUGACAUGGUUGGAAUAAGAGAAAUUCUGCCUUCAAACAGUGACCAGAACCCUCCCUGUUGCUAAAUUCAGGGAAAAGUUUCAGUUCUCAUCUCCCUUGACCUAGAGCAGCAUCCAGUGAAGUUGGCCAUUCUCUUCUCUUGGCUUCUGUGACCAAUCUUGGCUUUCCUCCUGCUCUCCUGACUGCUCGCUUUUUUGUAUUCUUUCCUGCCUCCACCCUCUCCACCUGACCUUUACAUAUUAAAUUUCUCAGGUCUCCAUCCUGGGUUCUCAAUUAUCUAUUCUUCCGUGGUGAUUUCAGCCACUCCCCUGGCUUCACUUACCCUAAGCCUGCCGGAGUGUAUACACCUAACCCAAGCUGCCAUUUUUAGCUAAGACCUAUAUAUCUAAGGCACAUCUGACAUCUCUGCUUGGUUCUCUCACAGGUACAGCUGAACUCUUAAUCUUGCCCUGAUCCCCCAUAGCUCCUGACAGAAACUUAGGUGUCACCUAGAUGACCACCUUCUUUUUAAACUCUGCCACUAUUCGAUCUGUUCCCAGUAGGCCAUCUCAUUAUUUCUCAAACCUAUCCACAGCCCUCCAUCACCACCACUCAAGCCUGCACCUGCCAUCUACUGCUAUCAAUCUAGCGUCAACUCUUAGAAUAAAGUUCAAAAUCUUUAACUCAGCAGCCUGCAUAGUCUGGCCCUCACCUACCUCCUCAUCCUAUUUUUGUGCCCACAUCUCUCUAGUUCUCUAUGCAGUUUUGUUCAGUUUCUCAAAAAUUUCAACUUUCUCCUCAGCUUAGUUCUUCAUCACCUGUUGUUCCCUAUGCCUGGAAAGCUACUUCUCCAACUCUCUGCUUGGAUAGCUCUUUCUCAUCUAUCAGGCUCGGCUUAAAAGAUCAUCACUUCCUCAGGGCAGCCUUUCCCAUGAAGGUUAGCUUUCCUUCAUGUGCUGUCAUUACAUCUUACAUUAUGGUACUGUUUAAAUGCAGCUGUAUGAUUAUCUGUGUAACUGUAAGCUCCUUGGGGUUUUACAGCUGCCCUUUUCCGGCAUUCCCAGCGCCUGGCUCAUAACAAGCGUUCCAUACAUGUUUGUUGAGUAAAAGAAUGUUGAUGGAGGUGGGAUUCUAACUCAGGACUACCUCAGAGCCUUGGGCCCUCGCCUCCGCCGCUCUGUUUCUGUGCUUUCUCGUAGACGAAUAGUGAAAGUAGGAAAUGACAGAGAUUCACUGUUCCCA
Physeter macrocephalus (sperm whale) is the source of this 4340-nucleotide messenger RNA. RefSeq names its product asparagine synthetase domain containing 1 (gene ASNSD1). The transcript has 3 exons. Bases 1 to 1932 code for a protein of 643 amino acids. NCBI's taxonomy places the organism in Eukaryota, Metazoa, Chordata, Mammalia, Artiodactyla, Physeteridae. The record is from RefSeq and is a predicted model, not a curated record. Gene Ontology annotation, molecular function: asparagine synthase (glutamine-hydrolyzing) activity.